UACAACCAAAUAGAGGAUAAUCAAGUCUUUAUAAAAAAAACUCUUAUCAGUUUGGUUUAUAGGCUAAUGAUUUACCUCAACCCUGAUCAAAUUAUCAAACACUUUCACUUUCACUGUACAUGCGUUCUAUAAAAGCUGCAAGAUUUGAGCUGUAGACCACUAUUCAAGAAGAGCCUGAAACAUCUCAAACGAUUCAGCAAGCAACCUGCCUGCCCGAAAGCAUCCACUCCUUCAAGGUAAUUCUGCAUAUACCAGCUCAAAAUGAACCCAAGUGUUAGAGAGUUCUGGUUCCAGUCCGGUCCGGCCAAAAAACAGGAGACGCUCCAUUCUUCAAGAACUGAGAAAAUAAAGGAUCUCCGGACUACUGUGAUGAGGGAACCAGUGUAUCUGAUUGAGGCGACUCAUCAAAGAUUGCACAAUUCAACCGCCCUCGGUUAUGUCCAGUCUGACCCAGCAGUUUCUACAGUGAUGAUGGAGGAACCAGUGUGUCGGAUUAAGAACGACAUCGCUCGUGUGUUUGAGCCCCUGGAGGAGGCUUUGAGUCAUGGAUCCUAUAUUCACCCAGGGGGUUACAAAGACUUCCAUGACAACCUACAGGAGCUAACCAAGCAAUACAGAACAGAGAGAGGCAGGGGAGUUAUGAGUGAGGAACUAUUGAGAGAAUAUCUGGAUGAGAAGGCUAGAGUGGGGAACACUAUCCUCUUGGUCGACCAGACUCUCAGCAAACAAGAACACAAAAGUGAAGUGGAGAGGGUGAAGAAGGAGGCAGCAGAACAGGCUCGGAGAGCGGCAGAAGAGCAGAUUCAGAUUCAGCAACAGCUGAUGGAAAAGAUUGAGAAAGAACGAGAGAUCACCAAACAGGAAUAUAAACAAGUGCUGGAGGCCAGACUUACGGAGCUGAAGGACCUAACGGAAGAAGGCUUUAAGGAAAUAGGAGAAUACAUGGAGAAAAACAAAAACGCCAUUCAAAGUAACGAUAAUCCAACUCCUCAAAAUAAUGUCUCCAAAAUGUUGGAUGGAGUUGGGACUAUUUGUUCCUUUGUUCCUGGCGUUGGCACUGCGAUUGGGGGCGGUCUUAUCGCCAGUGCCAAAGCUUUAGACUACGCUUCAGAACUCGUAAAGUAACUGUCAGAUUUUUAUAAAAUGUGACCGAUAAUUAAUAAAAAUAUGAGGGAAAUAUUUUCCUU
Messenger RNA from Oncorhynchus mykiss (rainbow trout), 1187 nucleotides. Its product is annotated as guanylate-binding protein 7. The record is from RefSeq and is a predicted model, not a curated record. Lineage: Eukaryota; Metazoa; Chordata; Actinopteri; Salmoniformes; Salmonidae. Gene Ontology annotation, molecular function: GTPase activity; GTP binding.